GACACAAUACAUCAGGUGAAGCAGUUCUUGAUUUUCUUUAUCUUUUUGCAGAAGAACUGCAAUCAUGUGGUUCAGUCGUGUCCUCUUCUUCAUCAUCCUCCUGGGCUUCCUCUGCCUCACGCUGGCACAAGAUGAAACCUGCUGUCUGCGGUGUGUCAAAAGAGUUAGACUGUCCAUUAAAAACAGAGUGACCAGUUACAGAAAACAAGGCCUGGACGGAGGUUGCAACCUCCCAGCUGUUGUAUUCACAUUGGACAAUGACCAUGAGUUCUGUGCUGAUCCCAAUGAAACAUGGGUCCGUGAGCUCAUGCGGAGGGUGAACAGACUGCCAGAUUCGUGGUCUGUGUGGCCUUGGGUACCUGAAAUGCCUCAAACAUCUGAAAUGCCUCAAACAUCUGAAAUGCCUCAUACUCCUGAAAUGCCUCAAACAUCUGAAAUGCCUUACACUCCUGAAAUUCCUCAAACGUCGGAAAUGCCUCAAACUUCUGAAAUGCCUCAUACUCCUGAAAUCCCUCAAACAUCUGAAAUUCCUAAAACAUCUGAAAUGCCUCAAACUUCUGAAAUGCCUCAAACGGAAAUGCCUCAAACGUCUGAUAUGCCUCAUACUCCUGAAAUGCCUCAUACUCCUGAAAUGCCUCAAACGUCUGAAAUGCCUCAAAUGUCAGAAAUGCCUCAAACGUCUGAAAUGCCUCAAAUGUCUGAAAUUCCUCAUACUCCUGAAAUUCCUCAUACUCCUACUCCUGAAAUGCCUCAUACUUCUGAAAAACCUCAAACAUCUGAAAUGCCUCAAACGUCUGAAAUGCCUCAAACAUCUGAAAUGCCUCAUACUCCUGAAAUGCCUCAAACGUCUAAAAUGCCUCAAACUUCUGAAAUCCCUCAUACUCCUGAAAUCCCUCAAACGUCUGAAAUCCCUCAAACGUCUGAAAUGCCUCAAACGUCUGAAAUGCCUCAAAUGUCUGAAAUGCCUCAAACUUCUGAAAUCCCUCACACUCCUGAAAUCCCUCAAACAUCUGAAAUGCCUCAAACAUCUGAAAUGCCUCAAACUCCUGAAAUGCCUCAAACGUUUGAAAUGCCUUGGACACCUGAAAUGCCUCAAACCUCUGAAAUGCCUCAGAUGCCUCAAAUGCCUGAAAUCCCUGAAAUUACUAGAAAGCCUAAAAUACCUCAGAUGCCUCAAACGCCUGAAAUCCCUGAAAUUACUAGAAAGCCUGAAAUUCCUCGACCACCAGAAAGGUUUCCAACACCUGGAAAGGCACAAGAUGAUUACUGCUGCACGCAUUAUGUCGAUAGAGUUAGACUCUCUAUAAGGAACAGAGUGACUAGCUACAGCAUACAAAAACCGAAUGGACGUUGCAGCAUCCCUGCUGUUGUCUUCAGAGUGGAUCGUGACCAUAAGUUUUGUGCAAACCCCCAAGAAUAUUGGGUCCGCAUUCUCAAAGAAAGGGUGGAUGAAAUGUUCAGAGGGUCAGUUAAAGAUAAGACCUGCUGUCUGGGGUAUGUCGAAAGAGUUAGACUGUCCAUUAGAAACAGAGUGACCAGUUACAGAAAACAAAGCCUGAACGGAGGCUGCAGAAUCCAAGCUAUUGUAUUCAAAUUGGACAAUAACCAAGAGUUCUGUGCUGACCCCUCUGAAAUAUGGGUCAUUGAACUCAUGAUGAGGGUGACCAGACAGCGAGGUUCAAGGAGGUCUUCCAUGCCUCAGAUGUCUCGAAUACCCAAAUAUCCUCAAAUACCCAAAUAUCCUCGAAUUCCCGAAUAUCCUCGAAUACCCGAAUAUCCUCGAAUACCCGAAUAUCCUCGAAUGCCUGCAAUGCCUCGGAUGCCUGAAAUGCCUCGGAUGCCUGAAAUGCCUCGAAUGCCUGCAAUGCCUCGGAUGCCUGCAAUGCCUCGGAUGCCUGAAAUGCCUCGGAUGCCUUUUUGAAUGCCUAAAAUGUUUAGAAUGCCUGAAUUGCUUUGGAUGCUCCGAAUUGAUUUGAAUGUCUAUAAAGUCUGAAAUGCCUUGGAACACUUGAAAUUCCUCAAACAUCUGAAACGCCUCAAAAAUAUUAAAUGCUUUGGACACCUGAAAUGCUUUGAAUUCCUUCCCAUGUCUUCCAUGUCUCCAAUGUAUCAAAUUCCUUCAAUGCAUAAAAUGCCUUCCAUGCCUUGAAUGCUUGAACAGACAUAAUGUUGCCACUUUUCAUAAUUAACUGAA
Cyprinus carpio (common carp) is the source of this 2194-nucleotide messenger RNA. RefSeq lists its product as uncharacterized. Gene Ontology annotation, biological process: monocyte chemotaxis; cellular response to tumor necrosis factor; chemokine-mediated signaling pathway. Gene Ontology annotation, molecular function: chemokine activity; CCR chemokine receptor binding. NCBI's taxonomy places the organism in Eukaryota, Metazoa, Chordata, Actinopteri, Cypriniformes, Cyprinidae. Gene Ontology annotation, cellular component: extracellular region. The record is from RefSeq and is a predicted model, not a curated record.